This is a messenger RNA of Oncorhynchus tshawytscha (Chinook salmon), 1001 nucleotides long. Its product is annotated as ADP-ribosylation factor 4. The record is from RefSeq and is a predicted model, not a curated record. Lineage: Eukaryota; Metazoa; Chordata; Actinopteri; Salmoniformes; Salmonidae. Gene Ontology annotation, molecular function: GTPase activity; GTP binding. Gene Ontology annotation, biological process: intracellular protein transport; vesicle-mediated transport. Gene Ontology annotation, cellular component: cytoplasm; plasma membrane. The coding region runs from base 134 to 676 and encodes 180 amino acids. The transcript is spliced from 6 exons.
UAUAUUCCGCGUUGGCCUGGACGUGGCAUCUGAGAAGACUGCGAAAGGGAAGCUGCACCCACUCUCUGUCUGGUUACAAUAAACACCUUUGGUUUUCUAUUUUCAUUAUCGUCACGCGGAGCUCUUUCACACCAUGGGGCUCACAAUUUCGUCGAUAUUUUCCAGGCUUUUUGGCAAGAAACAGAUGAGGAUACUUAUGGUUGGUUUGGACGCUGCUGGAAAGACCACUAUUCUCUACAAACUGAAGCUGGGGGAGAUUGUAACCACAAUUCCCACCAUUGGUUUUAACGUGGAGACUGUUGAGUACAAGAACAUUUGUUUCACCGUGUGGGAUGUGGGCGGUCAGGACAAGAUUCGCCCCCUCUGGAGGCACUACUUCCAGAACACGCAGGGCCUUAUCUUCGUAGUGGACAGCAACGACAGAGAGCGAGUAGCAGAGUCGGCAGAGGAGCUGUCUAAAAUGCUGCAGGAGGAUGAGUUGAGGGAGGCAGUGUUGCUGGUGUUUGCAAACAAACAGGACCUGCCCAACGCUAUGGCAGUGAGCGACCUCACAGACAAACUGGGCCUGCAGAGCUUGCGCAGCAGAGUUUGGCAUGUCCAGGCUACCUGUGCUACCCAGGGCACUGGGCUAUACGAAGGACUGGACUGGCUUUCCAACGAGCUGUCGAAACGCUAAAGAAUGGAGAAAUCGCAGGACCGGAGCGAACGAGAUCUGAACACGCGAGCAAGAGAAGGGGUGCAGGCUGAGCAUUUCAUCAAUGGAAGAAGAAAAAAAACUGCAACUUUUAAAAUGAUCAGUGUGUCUGUCUGGUAGAACUUGCAGUUAUGGACUUUGUGAUCAGUUCCUGUUCUGAAGCCUUCUUUCAUCAUUCUUCCCUUUUAUUCCCAUUAUUGUCAAACCUGCAGAUGUCUCUUAGACUGUUUCUUCCUUUAUGCCACCCAAUGUCCUCAACAGUAAAAUUGUUUUAAGUUGCAUGUUUUAAAAAAACAGAUUCACAUGA